UUAGCAGCACAAAACCUUAAAGUUCCAUCAAUUUACCCAUGCCUUGGCAAUUCAGUUUUUGCUAUGAAAAUGGAAGAACUAAAGCGUGAUGAGGACGAGGCAUGGCCUUUUAAAUCGCUCAUAUUGUUGGUAAUUUGUGGUUAUUUUUCGGGCAUAGUGCUCGUCAUCGUUUGGUACGAGUUUCAUCCGAUUCAAAGAAAACGUGAUAUGACGGCACGCUGGUACGCCAUUAUAUGCCUCGGAUUGCUAAUCAUUGUGCUAUUCUAUAGUCGUCCUGUUAGAUGUGUUCUGAGCCUUGCGGUGCCCUCGCUAAGUAGCUCACGGGGACGAGCCCUGCUCAUAGCAGUCGCUUUCUUCUUGGCUGCCAUUGGUCCAGUGGCUAAUAUUUUCGCCAAUUUGCGCGUCCUGCUGCGCAGUCUCGCCUGCAGUCAGGAACUUCUGCGCCAGGCUCUUCUACAAAUACUGGACGUUAUAAUGGAGCCAGUCGAGGCUAUAAAGCUGGCUAUAGAGCUACUUUUGGAGGAAGUGCGUCGCGUCAUGGAGCAUGUAAUGGAGGUCCUGUUGCGCAUACAAGGCUACCUCUUGCUCAUAAUCGACACAUUGAAGAAAUGCGCUCUCUGGUUGAAGUCCGUCGUGGAGCUGUGCAAUUCGGAGAUGGGCACACCAUGGACCCGCUGUAAACGCACCGCCAAGCUCGCCAUGCACAGGUGCGAAGCCAAGUUGGGAAUUUUAAAGCCGCUCUGCCAUGCCACAAAGAUAUUUCUAGUCUUUUGCUAUCCCUCUAAGAUCGUAGAUGUAUUUUGCACUGGUUUUUGGGAUCUCAAUGAAGAGUUGCUGGACAACAUCCUGCAACGCUAUCGCGAAUUUGUGCAGCACAUUGAGGAAAUGUUCGAUGCCAGCAUUACCUUUGAGCAUGAUUUCUACUUUAACACAAGUGCUUCGCGGAAUUUGUCGGAUGUGGGCGAAGAAAUUAUGCAGGAUAUUAAUGCAGAGCUUCGACCAUAUAUACUGCUCUUCGGCUGGUUGGAUAUCGUGUGCUGGAUCAUGAUAAUAUGCAUAUUUCUAAAGGCUAUCUAUUUCUAUAUGCGCUACAUGCACAGUCGCGAGUACCAGAAUAUUUUUCUGACCAAGCCCUUCUAUGCGAUUGAUAGGCAACGUAAGCGACUGGGUCAGGAAACGGUAUUACCCUUAAAACGUACGGAGCGAAGAAAAUAUAUAAAGCUCUCCAGCUUGCGACUUACAAACUCCGAGUGGCUUUUGAUUGCCCGGAAUGCAUUCUUCAUGCUUAUCACCAGUCUGCAGCUGUUUUGCGUUUGCUUUGUGGAUUACGCGCUCUUUUGGCUGCUGGCCACCAUGUCCUAUUAUGGCCAUCAGCAGGCCGAUCUGGAGAUACCUGCCUACAUUGAUCUGGAGGUCAAAGGUGGUGGCUUUGUGGGCGACAUCAUGCGAGGCAUCGCCAAUGCCUUUCGACCCGUCACUCAGAAGAAGAUGCUCGACACCCAUCAGUGUUUGCCCUUGCCCGUCGAGCCUAACUACGUGCGCUUUGUCCAAAUAUUGGGACUCUGUUUAGCCGCGUGGUUAGUCUUGCUGUGCGAACCCCAUUGCUUGCGCCUUCGCCACGUCAUUAUGCGCUGCUUUUAUCCCGAACGCGCCCACACCCGCGCUCUGUACAUGCACAAUAAGAUCCUGACCGAGCGAGUUGGGUUCUUCAAGUUUGCUCGUCGUAGGGCACGGGCAGCCUUUAUGUAUCAAGAUCCCGAGGGUCAUGUGAGCUGUCUGAACUGGCUCCGAGGCAAAUUAAAUUGGUGCUGGUGUUGCCGCUGCAUCUUGGGAGGUCUGAGCGGCGAUCUGUGUGUGAUGUGCGCCAAAUCUUUGAGCUCAUCGACCAGCAUACGAUGCGACACCCGGGGCUGCAAGGGCGUCUACUGUAAGGUCUGCUUUAGCCAGUCCAAUAACACCUGCUGUCUAUGCAAGCGACCCAUAGAUUAUGGUGAUUACAGCGAUUUCUCUGAAGUGAAGGACUCUUCGGAUGAUGCUGACGUCGAAUCCUUUGGACAACAAUAUUCAAGAAAGUUCUGCAGACAUCGUAGGCGUAGAAGCAAGAAGCAUCCUUAG
Scaptodrosophila lebanonensis is the source of this 2115-nucleotide messenger RNA. RefSeq names its product DC-STAMP domain-containing protein 2-like. Gene Ontology annotation, cellular component: membrane. The transcript is spliced from 10 exons. The coding region runs from base 64 to 2115 and encodes 683 amino acids. NCBI's taxonomy places the organism in Eukaryota, Metazoa, Arthropoda, Insecta, Diptera, Drosophilidae. The record is from RefSeq and is a predicted model, not a curated record.